Molecule: messenger RNA, 1549 nt
Organism: Populus nigra (black poplar)
Lineage: Eukaryota; Viridiplantae; Streptophyta; Magnoliopsida; Malpighiales; Salicaceae
Product: bifunctional L-3-cyanoalanine synthase/cysteine synthase 1, mitochondrial
Exons: 10
Coding region: 160-1287 (375 amino acids)
Cellular component (GO): cytoplasm
Molecular function (GO): cysteine synthase activity
Source: RefSeq, a predicted model, not a curated record
AGAGAGUAGAAUUCAAAAACCUUAUAAAAAGGGGUCUCCCAUGACUCCUAGAUCUUCACACGCCACCCUUCAUCCUUGUCCCUGUCAUCCACUGCAACAAGUGGCUGUCACUCUAGUAACCUCCUGGGUGGGUGUUUGUUAUUAUUAUCACCUCCAUUAAUGGCUGCUAUAAGGAGCUUAUUGAAGAAAAGUUCAUCAUCAAUCCCAGCAUGUAAUGAGCUGAUGAUGGUUAGAAGAUUGUUCUCUGCAGAAGCUGCUACUGUUGCCUCUGCUUCUUUUGCUCAAAGACUCAGAGAUCUGCCAAAAGAUCUUCCUGGGACGAAAAUCAAGACACGAGUUUCCCAACUCAUUGGGAUAACUCCACUUGUGUAUCUUAACAAAGUGACCGAAGGAUGUGGAGCUUAUAUAGCUGUCAAGCAAGAGAUGUUUCAGCCCACUUCUAGCAUCAAAGACAGACCGGCAUUGGCAAUGGUUGAAAAUGCUGAAAAAAAGAACUUGAUUGCUCCUGGGAAGACGACUUUGAUAGAGCCGACAUCUGGUAAUAUGGGGAUAAGUAUGGCAUUUAUGGCAGCCAUGAAAGGAUACAAGAUGAUACUAACCAUGCCUUCUUACACUAGCUUGGAGAGAAGGGUGACUAUGAGAGCAUUUGGAGCUGAGCUAAUUUUGACUGACCCCACUAAGGGAAUGGGAGGAACAGUUAAGAAGGCAUAUGAACUUUUGGAAUCCACACCAAAUGCUUUCAUGCUUCAACAGUUCUCAAAUCCUGCCAAUACUCAGGUCCAUUUUGAAACUACUGGCCCUGAAAUAUGGGAGGAUACACUAGGAAAAGUUGACAUCUUUGUCAUGGGAAUAGGCAGUGGAGGGACUGUCUCUGGUGUUGGGCAGUAUCUCAAGUCCCAAAAUCCUAAUGUUAAGAUUUAUGGAGUUGAGCCUACUGAGAGUAAUAUACUGAAUGGUGGCAAACCAGGUCCUCAUCACAUUACUGGCAAUGGGGUUGGAUUCAAACCAGACAUAUUGGACAUGGAUGUAAUGGAAAAGGUUCUGGAGGUUAGUAGCGAAGAUGCUGUGAAUAUGGCUAGAAGGUUGGCAUUGGAGGAGGGUCUUAUGGUGGGAAUUUCAUCCGGAGCCAACACAGUUGCUGCACUUAGACUUGCUAGAAUGCCUGAGAAUAAAGGCAAACUUAUUGUGACUGUUCAUGCAAGUUUUGGGGAGCGAUACUUGUCAUCUGUCCUGUUUCAAGAGUUGAGGAAAGAAGCUGAAAACAUGCAGCCAGUUCCUGUGGACUAAAUUCUUUCAGAUAUCUCGCUCAAUGAAUGGCAAUGGGCUCUUGUGCAAACAUGUGUCCCAAUGUAGUUAGUUGUUGAACCACGUGCAGCAAAAUAUGUCCACUCUGUCUAUACACAGGGUUUAAUCUCCAGAACAUUUGUGGUGAUAAAGUUUGCUUGUCUUUUAAAUAUUCGCAUCAGUUUCCAAUGUCACUUUUAUUACGAGAAAUCACAAGAUACUCAAAUUUUAUUUGAUUAGUGGAAAUUAAAUUAUUUUCCUUUCA